GUGUGGAUGUGGAAGACUACUGGCAUCGCACCCUUACCUUGGACCUGGAGCUGCUCCAUUUCCUUCCGAAGAACAUUGGAAUGUCAAGGCUCAUACGGAGUCCAGCUCUACUGAUGCUUAUGGCACCCUAGAGUUCCAGGGUGGGGCUCAUCCCACAAAGGCCCAAUAUGUGCGGGUGUGUCACGAUACCAGGCCUGAUCUUAUCCUACAGCUUCUCACUAAACACUGGGGGUUAGACCUUCCCAAGCUGCUGAUUUCAAUCAAUGGAGGUAUCGCAAACUUUGACCUCCAGCCUAAACUGAAGAGGGUGUUUAGAAAGGGACUGCUGAAGGCUGCAAAGACAACAGGAGCUUGGAUUGUUACUGGAGGAACCAACACAGGUACUAC
Messenger RNA from Owenia fusiformis, 387 nucleotides. NCBI's taxonomy places the organism in Eukaryota, Metazoa, Annelida, Polychaeta, Sabellida, Oweniidae. The record is from the annotation of a GenBank genome assembly.